Messenger RNA from Chilo suppressalis (striped riceborer), 3321 nucleotides. The record is from the annotation of a GenBank genome assembly. Lineage: Eukaryota; Metazoa; Arthropoda; Insecta; Lepidoptera; Crambidae.
GGUGUCUAGCGCUUGAAGGGUGCGCGGGACGGGACGCCCCAUCGUCGCGUCAGCGCGCCACUCGGCAGCACAGUGGGGCCAGUCUGCACCGCGAGCGCUCGCGCCCGCGUAAUCGCCCACAACCGUAACUCGCGACGCGCUGAUAUGUGUGCGCUCAAACUUUACGCGAAUCACUAAAUAAACACCAAGUGCAAAAUGAAAGAAAAAUGCCGCCCGCCGUACUUCCGACCGCUAUGGAGAUGUAUGGGGCGACAUUUAUUGCUAUUAGGAUGGACAUUGUUACUAGCAACUGGGAACGAUGGCGCUGAGAUCACUUGUCCCGAAGAGUGCAGCUGCCGCACCACCUACGACAGAGAAGAGGGCAGCAUUCUGCGCGUCAGCUGUUCUCGCGGAGACAUGCACAGCAUCCCUAUAGAUUUCUUCGACAAAAACGCUCGCAUCAUUAAUAUCGCUGCCCCUUUUGACAGACCAAACUUUCUCACCAUAGGACCAAUCUUCACUCAACCGAUACCCUUUGCAAACCUCAGAGAAUUGCACAUAGUCAACUCUAACAUACCAUCUAUAGGACAGUACUCUUUCUGGGGCCUUCAAAACUUGAGACUAGUCAAUUUGACCUACAAUAACCUGACCAGUAUUAAUGCCGAUAACUUUCGCGGCCUCAUAAAUCUCACCGAGCUGCAUCUCGACCACAACAGUAUAGAGCAAAUGCCGAGCGAAACGUUCCGCCACCUCACCGCUUUGAAAACUUUAAUUUUAUCGAAUAACCAAAUCGAAGCACUGGUGCCCAGAUUAUUUAGAAUGUUAGCGAAGCUGUCUUAUUUGGAUUUAAGCGAUAAUCCCCUGACUGAAUUGAACCCGGAGGUUUUCAAAGACAUACAACACUUAAGAGUGCUUAAAUGCAGACGAUGUUUACUAAGAAGAGUUAAUACUCAGAUUUAUCAUUUGGUACCUCAUUUAGAGGAAUUGGAUUUAGGGGAGAAUCAAUUUAAGUAUCUUACUCCUGAUGAAUUUAUAAGUUUGAAGAAACUGAAAAAGUUAAAGUUAGAUGGCAAUCAAUUGUCAGUAGUGGUUGAUAAUAUGUUUGGUCGGAAUCGUGAACUUCGCGUGCUUACCCUAGCGCGCAACCGUCUCGCCCUGCUGGCGCCUGCCGCCCUCACUAAUCUAACAACCCUCGUGCACUUAGACAUUAGCCACAAUAAAAUCGACAGGUUCCAUUUGCAGACUUUCGCACCAGUAGUGGACUCCCUAAAGACUAUAAAUUUCAGCGGUAAUAACUUACCGCUCAAUGAGAUUGCUAUUGUACUACAGAUUUUACCCGAUAUUCACGGAGUGGGGCUGGCGAAUUUGUCGCUGCCUGAGAUACCUCCGAACUUCUUCGUGUACAAUGAACACUUGGUAGCCUUAGAUAUAUCAUGGAAUAAAUUAACAAAAUUUCCAUAUAAAUUGCUCACGAAGACAAAAUUUCUACAACGAUUAGAUAUAUCGCAUAACAAGUUGCAAACAUUGAGCGAGCAAGAUUUACAACGUCUAGAGGCGAUAGCACAAAUAAACUUAUCGAAAAAUUCUUGGCAUUGCGAUCAGUGUUCAGCGGGAACGAUGCUCGUGUACAUGACAACUACAGUUCUGAACGGAACUAUAAGACAUCUGAGAUGUUAUUCGCCUAUGAGACUGAGGGGGGCGAGUUUCUCAGACAUGACAUUCGAUCGUUUGGAUCCAUGUCCUAGUACAUACGAGGCGCAAAUGAGUGUCAUAGCUGGGUUGAUGUUGUUGUGUAUAGCCGUUUUAGCAGCGGUGGCGGGUGCACUGUGCUGUACGAGGCGACGCGCCGCUCAUUACUAUACAAACGAGGAGAAGAGGCGGGAGCACGAGCACGAACAUCCAGAGGAGUUGCUAGGGCGCACUGAGCUCGGGAGCGUGGCGACCAUCCACGCGCCUUACCAAUUAGUGUCUAAGGGCAGCUAACAGCGCAACCCGCUGGCAGCUCAAGCGCCGCGCGCGCAGGCGUCCCACAGGCUGCUGAGCGUCACGCUGGACCCGCCGCCCGCGCCAGCGCCCUUCAACUCGCCGCUGCCGGACGCCGUCCCUCUGCGAUACUUUCCACCCCUCCCCCCUACUGUGCUAGACGCCGACGACAUGUGAUACGAAUAUGAAAUUGAAGACGAUCUAGUGUAAAGCCAAAGAAUUUGAGCUAUGGAUUUUUUUAUAAAUCCAAAAAAAGAUGAUAAAUAUUAUUGUAAAUUUUAAAAAGACAAUUAAAAUAUGUUGAUAAUAUACUGACAUUAGUUAGAAAACGUCUUCAAAUUAUAAGAAAGAAAUAUUUUUCUACAAAUAAAAUUUUAUAUGUAAGUUUUCAAACUGCACCUGAAACAGGACUGUUAACAGUAGAUACUCAUGUAAUUUUAAGAAGUAUUAAUAUAAAGUAUUGUAAGCUAAUGUACCUAUCUAUAUCAGUGUGUCAUGAAAAACAUUUUAGUUACAUUUCGGUGAUAAUGGCAUGAAACAUAUUGAAGACAAUGAAGCACGUCGUUAUAACAUAAACAUGUUCUUUUCUAAUCUACUAAACUAAUUAUUUUCGAUUUAACUGCAGUCAUAACAAGCAUUUUUAUAUUUUUCCCAUAACGACGACAGUAAUUAGUCCUUGUAAAAUGUAAAAAUAUACAGGAAAUUGGGGAUGCGGCAUUUAGCUGCCUUGCUGGAGCACUCGGUCAUUAAUUCGAAUUUUAUAACCCGUUAAUUAAUGUGCUUUUUUAAACUAUUACAUAGUAUUUUGUUAAUAAUAGAACAUUUUAUGAGAUUUUUUCUAUAGAUGAAAGCUUACUUAUUUAUAAGUUAUGAUCAUGCGACUCAUUGUAAUUUAUCCGUGCCUGAGAGCUGGACGCCAAAAUAAUCUUUGCUAUACGAUUGAGUUACGUCGACACUUGAGUGACUUAAUAAUAGAGGUAUCUACUCGUUCGUUCUGGAAUUAACUUACACUAUUACUUACAAGAACAAAGCCGAACUCCACAAAAUCUCGCGUGAAGCAAAAAAUAAAACCUUAUUUUGGUGCAUCAUCUACCUACUGUCUGAGAGAGAUGAUGUUCCAUAUAUGCAUAAUUUAUCGCUUGAUAUCGUUUUGAGCCGCGCUUGUCGCUCCGGUUGGGCAAAUGGAAUGCGAUUCCAAAGGUAGAAGAUAAAAUACAUCAAAUGAAAAUCUUUUGCUGAUACAACCGCGUCUGAGCACCGUUCACUCUUAAAAUCAGAUAGAGUAAAGAUAUUGGAUUAUCGAAGGUUAACGAAAAAAGAACUAGUUUUUUACGUGCGUCAAAAGAUUAGUUUAUUUUC